AUGACCGUUUCCGAUUUUAGGAAAGACAUUUGGAAGGAAAUAAGCGCUGACUUUGAAGGUGCUUACAAACUGAUUCUGUUUAAGGUGGAUAUUCCUAUAAAUUAUAAUACAGAUCCGGGGAGUAAUAUACUUGCGGAAGAAAUCAAAAAUAAACAGGAGCUACUUCCAGUAAGAAGAGUAGAGUCAUAUUUUAAAGAAGAUGAAAUCAACGUUUUUUUUGACGAAAUACCCGAUAUUAUGAACAUCCGUAUUAUCAUACAACUUCCAAUUGAAUUUUCUAAAAAAAGGAUAAAGCUCGAAGAUAAUACAACAAAGUUUUUUGAUGAGCUCUUGCGCCCUUUUGAUGAGGAAAUUAAUCGUGAUAAUAUUGAACGAUUAUUUAUGAAACCUCUACUACUUAAAUUGCCAUGUCUCCCUGAUUUGGUUGUUGAUUCUAAUGUGCUUGAAUCCAUAUUAUCAAGUCCUAUUUAUUCUUCUAGAUUGAGUUCUAUUGUUGAUGUUGUUAUGAGUAGAAACUUUAGGGAAGGACCUGGUAAGGAAGGAAAAACCAUGGGAAAUAUUGAUAGUCAUAUUAAUAACCUGAUUGAACUUAUCCAAGAAUACGCUAAGGACUGUAGUAAUAUGAGUUUGGAUCGUAACCAGGCAAUUCAAUCUUCAACCACGACCACAGAAAAUAAAAGGAAUCGACCAGAUAUAGCGGUCUAUUAUAAUAAUGUGCUCGUAAUGAUGGGUGAGGCAAAAGACAUUAAUACUAAAUUAGGAGCUGCAGAAACACAAUUAGAUGGUUACUUUGAUUAUUGGAAUCCACUCGCAUUUGGUAAAUUGCCUUUUGUUAUGGCUUUUGCAGCAGCUGGUACCACCUUACAAUUUUAUUAUUAUUAUCCCGGAAAUGAUAAACCAGAACGUGUGAAAAUUGGCAAUAUCAUAGACCUUGGAACUACAAAUAAAUUAAAUAACUAUAAGGCACUUCAAAAUACUAUUAAUUUUGUUCGGAUUAUUAAGACUUGGAAUUGUAAACAAUAUUUACAAGUUCCAAAGAUAAAGUUAUAUGAAGUAAUCCGACGUAAAAAUGAUACAACAAUCACAAUAGCCCCUCAAAAAAUCAUUAAAAAAGUUCAUAUAGUGGAUCGAGGACCCAAUUAUAAAAGUUUCUUUGAAAACUUUUACACGAGGAUUUUUCCAAAUUUAGGCGGAAGAUAUGUGGUACUUCACUCGAAAUUUUAUGUAAAAUGGAUAUAUUUAAUAUUUGCACCUGUUGGAUAUAUGACAAUUCCUAAAGAUGAAAAUGAGCUCCGAGAUGUCAUAUGGGAUGUGCUUAAUGUUGUGAAUAACCUUCAUGUAAAUGGUAUUGUUCAUCGGGAUAUUCGCUGGGACAACAUUAUAAAACUCACAAAUAAUGGUUGGAUUUUAAUUGACUUCGAAGAAGCUGCUCCGAUUGGAAGAGGUAACCUAAGACCAUCUACAUUAAAUAUUACAGCUCCAGAGUACAGAGGCAGUGAUGAUUUAUGUCUAGAAUCUGGUGAUAUUUGGAUGAUUGGAAACCUUUUCGAUGAUUUUAGAAUUCGUAUCCAGCUUACUGAAAGUGCUAGAAUAUUUCGGGAUAAAUUGAUAUGCCAAAAUCCUGUUGAAAGACCGACUGCAUCUGAUGCCUUAGCAGACAACUGGUUCAAAGUAAUGAAAUAG
Messenger RNA from Funneliformis geosporum, 1683 nucleotides. NCBI's taxonomy places the organism in Eukaryota, Fungi, Glomeromycota, Glomeromycetes, Glomerales, Glomeraceae. The record is from the annotation of a GenBank genome assembly.